Molecule: messenger RNA, 817 nt
Organism: Gymnodraco acuticeps
Lineage: Eukaryota; Metazoa; Chordata; Actinopteri; Perciformes; Bathydraconidae
Product: hemoglobin subunit alpha
Exons: 3
Coding region: 209-640 (143 amino acids)
Biological process (GO): hydrogen peroxide catabolic process; oxygen transport
Cellular component (GO): haptoglobin-hemoglobin complex; hemoglobin complex; blood microparticle
Molecular function (GO): oxygen carrier activity; haptoglobin binding; heme binding
Source: RefSeq, a predicted model, not a curated record
GUCACAUAUUGGUGUCAACUGAUGCCCAGACUGACCAGCUGAUACCGCUGUCCGGCUGGCAUCAGGCCACCUGCGGGUCGAUCUGUCCGGGAGGAAGGCUCCGAUAUGAGUCAGGCGGGGUGGGCUCAGUGUGGGUGUGACCUGAUCGAAAUUGCAUUUAAAAAGGAACUCCAAACCCUCAGAGGUCAGGAAGAAAUAAGCAAGCAAGAUGAGUCUCUCCGACAAAGACAAGGCAGCAGUCAGGGCUCUGUGGAGCACGAUCAGCAAGUCAAGUGAUGCGAUUGGAAACGAUGCUCUGAGCAGGAUGAUCGUCGUCUAUCCGCAGACCAAGAUCUACUUCUCCCACUGGCCAGAGGUGAUCCCCGGCUCUAUUCACAUUAAGGAGCAUGGCAAGAAGGUGAUGGGUGGAAUCGAGCUGGCUGUGUCCAAGAUUGACGACCUGAAAACUGGUCUGUUUGAGCUCAGCGAGCAGCACGCCUUCAAGCUGCGAGUGGACCCGGGCAACUUCAAGAUCCUGAACCACUGCAUCCUGGUGGUGAUCGCCACCAUGUUCCCGAAGGAAUUCACCCCCGAGGCCCACGUCUCCCUGGAUAAAUUCCUCUCUGGAGUGGCCCUGGCUCUCGCUGAGAGAUACCGCUAAACUGCACGCGGAGGGAAAUGUCACAUGCAGGCCAUCCUUUCACUCAUUGUGAACAAUUAGAGAAUAAACUGCAUGCCGCUCAAAAUUGGCUUUGUGUCUUUCAUGUCUUCUGAAAUGUGUCUUUUAAUUCAUACAAUACUUUAUUUCUUGCAAGAGAAUAAAUGAAGAGAGCGUCUA